CACCAAUAUGCCUUCACAGAUCUUAAGGUGUUAUUUUCCGAAACAUACCUUUGUACGCGCCAUGAAAAAGAAUAGAAGGAUAUGUACGAUACGAGGAAACAGGAUACUCAAGGGUAUUUCUUAAAAAGGAAAACCCGUCAUGGUCAGCCACACAUCUCGCGGGACAUCGAUCAUGCAAAAAAAGUUACAGGCCAACUCUCUUUAUUCCCAGUUCCCUGCAAUGUCAGUUCUACUAUCACAGCUAUUGACGCGAUCGCUACGAUUACAUUGCAAUGAGUUACAUUCUUUGGUAAAGAUGCCUUCUUCACAGCGCUAUAGCCGGUUUAUUUCGGUUUCCAAAGCUGUUGCAGAAUCCCCGAAAAGCGAUUCCAAAGGAGCGAAAGCAAGCAAGAUCAAAGAAAGUUGGCAACCUAAAAAGCGUGUGUCCAGAGUAGUCAUGGGGAAAAUCAGAGAUCUAGCUAUAGCCUAUCCGCAAGAGUACAACUCGGUAAAACUGGCAGAAGAGUUCAAACUCUCAGUAGAAGCGGUGCGAAGGAUAUUAAAAUCAUCGUUUCGACCGACAACAGAACAAGCUGAACGGCAGGAGCGGAAUCGGUAUCAAGCAAUGGGGGAAAGGAAAAAGCAACUCAAGAGCCAAUAUGGGGAAUUAUCAGGAUCAACCGAGGCAAAACAAUCACCCAACCAUACCAAACCGUCGCCUAAAAGCAGAAAGCAGAAUCAGCGAUAGCCAAUACCUAAUCUUUAUUAUAAACAGAAAAUACAUGCGUUUUCUGGGAGAAAUGGCUCAAUAAACCGAGAUGAGAUUGCCGUGAGGGAAGAAUCAUCUGGAUGGAAGGUUAACCCAUUGAUGGCGAAAUCAGUCAGAAAUCAGUAUAUCAUAGCUUUUAAAAAUCCCGGCCAUCAACGCCUAAACAAAAAAAAAACAAAA
Molecule: messenger RNA, 928 nt
Organism: Radiomyces spectabilis
Lineage: Eukaryota; Fungi; Mucoromycota; Mucoromycetes; Mucorales; Radiomycetaceae
Exons: 2
Coding region: 140-727 (195 amino acids)
Cellular component (GO): nucleus
Source: RefSeq, a predicted model, not a curated record